CGGGGCGUCUUCCUCAUGCCGUGGGGCAGCCGUGGGGCAGCCGGCGGGGCUCGGAUGCUCGGCGCCGUGCGGGGCCUCUGCGCGCGCCUCGCCGCCCCCCGCCGCCCCCCGAGCGCGCCCUGGGGCACGUGCGGCGGCCUCCGGGCGCCCCUGGGCGCGCGCGCACUGACGGCGGCUCCCCGGGCGCAGCCCUCCUUGGCACCGCGCCUCCUCUGCCGGGCACAGGGACCCGGGCGGGCCGGCGUGCGCACUUGGGCAGCCGCUCCCCCUCUGGCCAUGGCGGCCAAGGUGGACCUCAACACCUCCACCGACUGGAAGGAGGCCAAAGCUUUCCUGAAGGGCCUGAGUGACAAGCAGAGGGAGGAGCAUUAUUUCUGCCGAGACUUUAUCAAGCUGAAGAAGAUCCCGACCUGGAAGGAAGUGGGGAAAGGGGCGGCCGGCAAGGAGGAGGAGCCGCAGUACAAGAAGGACAAGGCCCUGAAUGACAAAAUCUCGCUCUUCCGGGGAGACAUCACCAAGCUGGAGGUGGACGCCAUCGUGAACGCGGCUAACAGCUCCCUGCUCGGAGGCGGCGGUGUGGACGGCUGCAUCCACCGCGCCGCCGGACACCUGCUCACCGAGGAGUGCCGCACCCUGCACAGCUGCGAGACGGGCCAGGCCAAGAUCACCGGGGGCUACCGCCUCCCGGCCAAGUAUGUCAUCCACACCGUGGGGCCCAUCGCUCAGGGAGACCCCAGUCCCAGCCAGGUCCAGGAGCUGCGCAACUGCUACCUUAACAGCCUGCAGCUGGCACUGGAGAACCGCCUGCGAUCAGUGGCCUUCCCGUGCAUCUCCACCGGGGUCUUCGGUUACCCCAAUGAGGCAGCGGCUGAGGUGGUCCUGGGGAGCCUCCGAGAAUGGCUGCAGGACAACAAGGACAAGGUGGACAGACUGAUCAUCUGCGUCUUCCUGGAAAAGGACGAGGAGAUCUACCGCAAGCGGCUGCCUCAUUUCUUCCCUGUGGCCUGAUGCUGCCCCUCCCCUGUCCCCAAGACUGAUGCUCCCCAGGGGCUGCAGUCCCAGCUGUGAAGACAGAGCCCAGCCGCACCCACCCAGGACCCAGCCAUGGGAUGGGGGGCUCACUACUGUUCAAUAAAGGGUUCUGCUCAGGA
Antechinus flavipes (yellow-footed antechinus) is the source of this 1151-nucleotide messenger RNA. It is a transcript of the gene MACROD1, whose product is annotated as mono-ADP ribosylhydrolase 1. Gene Ontology annotation, biological process: peptidyl-glutamate ADP-deribosylation; DNA damage response; purine nucleoside metabolic process. The coding region runs from base 16 to 1008 and encodes 330 amino acids. Gene Ontology annotation, cellular component: nucleoplasm. The record is from RefSeq and is a predicted model, not a curated record. Lineage: Eukaryota; Metazoa; Chordata; Mammalia; Dasyuromorphia; Dasyuridae. The transcript has 11 exons. Gene Ontology annotation, molecular function: ADP-ribosylglutamate-[protein] hydrolase activity.